Messenger RNA from Paramuricea clavata, 1337 nucleotides. NCBI's taxonomy places the organism in Eukaryota, Metazoa, Cnidaria, Anthozoa, Malacalcyonacea, Plexauridae. The record is from the annotation of a GenBank genome assembly.
AUGCCACAUGGAGCGAGAAUCAUCGAUAUUGAUGUUUUGAAAGGCAAGCUUCAGAAAUGUCAAUUUUGUCUAAAAGGUAGCUGCGCGGUUUGACAAUUUUUUAUCACACCUUUUAGUCUAUAUUUGUACAAAUUUAACAUAGUAUUUCACUUGAUUUUGUUUGUUUUUCUCGCCCAAGCUACUAAAGAAAAAUACCUGAACACUCUUAUGCAAAACAAAUCAAAAUAGUAGCAGCUUGUACAAGCAAAACAAAUAAAUAAAUAGUUCACUUGAUUUUUUACAAAACAGAUAUAUAUUUCACUUGAUUUUGUUUGUUUUUCUUGCCCAAGCUACUAACAAAAAAUAUCUGAACACUCUCUUAUGCAAAACAAAUCAAAAUAGCAGCAGCUUGUACAAGCAAAACAAAGGAAUAAAUAUUUCACUUGAUUUUUUACAAAACAAAUACAUAUUUCACUUGAUUUUGUUUGUUUUUCUUGCCCAAGCUACUUACAAAAAAUACCCGAACACUGUCUUAUGCAAAACAAAUCAAAAUUCUAACUACAAAUGCUAACUACAGUAUAAACAGCAACAGAACAUCAUAAAACAUAUUCAAUCUUAUAGCCUAUUUUGUGUAAAAAUAUCAAAUAUCAAUUCCUGAUACUAGUGUAGUAGAGAACAAAUUUAUUUAUAUACGUCUACAUAUACUAGACAAUUUAAAAUUCUAAAAUUUAGGUCCAAUAUCCCUGGCCAACAUUAUUGAUGAAAAACAAUAUGGUUUAGCAAGUCAGUUCAGAGUAAAAUGCCAGUUCUGUUCCAAGCAAAAUAUAAUUAAUACCUCAGCAUCUCAUAAGUCUGGCAAGUCUGGACCAAAGGCAUAUGAUAUCAACUCUAAAGCUACAUUGGCUAGUUUACAUGCAGGGAUUGGUGAAACACAUCUAAAAAGUAUUUUGUCAGUAAUGAAUAUCCCACCAAUGAGUCGAGCUUCCUUCAAAGCCAGAGAACGAGAAACAGGGAAGGCUGUAGAAGCUGUCGCAAAAGUCUCGUGUGAGGAAACAAUUGCAAAUGAGAAAAAACAAUUGAUAAACAUCGGGGAAGAACCAGAUGAAAACAAUUUAGUGUCUGUUCCUUGUUCCUAUGACAUGGGCUGGCAGAAACGGGGAAAGGGAUUUAAUUCUAACACUGGUCAAGCUGCUACCAUGAGUCAAACCACAGGAAAAAUUUUUGAUUAUGCUACAAAGGUUAAGAAAUGUCGAACUUGUGAGUAUGCACAACGUACCAGUACAAAUGCAAAGGCUCAUGAUUGCCGUAAAAACCACACUGGUUCAUCUAAAGCCAUGGAGCCAAUAUCUGCAGUUUGA